CUUUAGCAGGUGUUGACUGUUCACUGGGCUAAAAUGGCCAGAUAAACCCCAAUAAGUGCUACAAUAGAAACAAUAAAUUUGCUCUAGUGCUUCCUCCACCAUGACUUUGUGGGUGAGCCACUUGCUAGUCUUGUUUUCAGUAUAAAGCAAUGGAGUUCUAAGUGAUCAUACAUUGUAGUGUAGAGAUGGAAGCUCCAAUGAAGUACAUUUGUGUUCUUGGAUUUCUUUUGUUUCUGGGCAUUACUAAUUUCGAUGGAGUCGGUGGUGCUGGGGAGUGUGGAAAAUCUUCCCCGGAUGCAGAAGCUUUGAAAUUGGCUCCAUGUGGACCAGCAGCAAUGGAUGCGAAUGCUACGCCUUCCAGUACUUGCUGCCUUAUGGUGAAGAAAUUGGACCAGAACCCUCCCUGCCUCUGCGCUGUUAUGCUUUCUAACACUGCUAAAAUUUCCGGUGUCAAGCCUGAAGUCGCCAUGACCAUUUCCAAGCGUUGUAACAUUGCUGAUCGUCCUAUUGGUUAUAAGUGUGGAGCUUAUACCUUACCUUGAAGACUGAAGACUAGAAGUCAUCUCUUCUUGUGGAUAUGGCAUACAGAGUAACCAGUGUGUUGUUAGUCUUGCUAGAGUUGUGUUAUCCUAGCAAGUGUAUCGUGCUAAUAAAGUUACUGUCAUAUCCAAACUUUUGUGAUUAAAAAUAAAAUUGUCGUUGUAAUAAGAGAUGCUUCUUGUUGCGUCGAUGAUGGAUUCAGUAUA
Molecule: messenger RNA, 746 nt
Organism: Camellia sinensis
Lineage: Eukaryota; Viridiplantae; Streptophyta; Magnoliopsida; Ericales; Theaceae
Biological process (GO): systemic acquired resistance
Molecular function (GO): fatty acid binding
Source: RefSeq, a predicted model, not a curated record